CGUGGGUCCCUGCAGCCCCGCUCUGCAGGGUCAGGGCUGGGUGAGUCUGUCUCCUCCCCAUUACUUGGGUUGUAUUUCUGUUUCCAAAGCUGAGAUCUACAACCUCCACCCAGAAGACAUUUACCUGGUUCAUGAUGACGUGGACAAGGCCCUGGGCAAGGUGGCGAUCAAGCUGGGUGGCAGUGCAAGGGGACACAAUGGAGUUCGAUCCUGCAUCAGUGCUUUGCGCUCCAACGAGAUGACCCGGCUCAGGAUCGGCAUCGGGCGGCCAGAGGGCGAAGUGACAGUGUCCAGCUAUGUCCUGGCUCCGUUCAGCGCUGGGGAGCGGGAGAGGCUGGAGCAGGUUCUGGCCCAGGCAGCGACCUGUCUGCUGGAGCACAUCCUGCAGAGGAGAGCACCUGCCGGGGAGCCGGGGGACAGGGGCUGA
Molecule: messenger RNA, 427 nt
Organism: Balearica regulorum gibbericeps (East African grey crowned-crane)
Lineage: Eukaryota; Metazoa; Chordata; Aves; Gruiformes; Gruidae
Source: RefSeq, a predicted model, not a curated record